Messenger RNA from Rotaria sp. Silwood2, 1170 nucleotides. Lineage: Eukaryota; Metazoa; Rotifera; Eurotatoria; Philodinida; Philodinidae. The record is from the annotation of a GenBank genome assembly.
AUGUUAGCAGUCGAAUGUUUGUUUUAUCCAAAUGAAUUUAUUUUAAGAAAUAAUAUUGAUUAUAAAUCAAUUUACUUAUCUCAAUAUUAUAAUCCAUUACGAUUAAAAUACGUAUCAUUUUAUGAAAAUUAUUGCAGUUUUGAUUAUAUAAUUAAUAAUGGUGAUGAAGGUGAUACUGUAUUUCAAUUAAAUUCACAUUCAAGUAUGCAACAAUUUUUAUGUGAUGCUCUUCAUACAACAACUAUAGAUGAAGAUCGAAUACUUAAAUAUUUAUUUCAUGGUCUUAGAUAUUUGGAUAUCAGCGAACAAUUAAUUCGAACAAAAACAAUUUCUAAUUUUAAACGUGUAUCGUAUAUUCUAUCUGAAUUGAAAAGUAUUUAUGUAAAUAAUAUGAAAAAUAUUGAUUAUGUUAUUGAUUAUAUUACAACAAAAGCUAAUGAAUAUAAACAAAUAAUCAAUGAACUUGUACCAACAAAUAUUGAUGGUACAUUUAAAAUUCAUAUUACAGUUGAUAAUCAUAACAUAGACAAAUUUUUAAAUAUUUGUAAAGUAAAUAAUUUAAAAGUUGUUUGUAUAUAUUUAAAUGAUGAUGUUUCUAUUCAACAAUUAAUGACAUCUUCAUAUCAUGUUGGAACAUAUCCUGCUAUAAUUGAACUAAUGAGAACAUUAAUUGACAAUCUAUUUAAUGAAAUUCAUAUCCGAAGAAUGAAAAUUAUAUCAUUAAUAUUAAAUAAUGGUGUACCAGAAAAUGAUAUCGAUAAAUUAUUAUUGUGGGAUAAAAAGUCGAACUAUUUCGAAUUUCAUUAUAAAUUGAAGGUGACAUCAGAAAGUAGAUUACAUAAAUUAAAAGAUUUAUGUAGAGAACAAAAUCUUCAUUUGGUAUCUAAGUCACCUGAAAAGCCAUUAACAAAGAAAGUGCAUUAUAUCGUUACAAUGCGAUUAUUUAACUGUGGUAGAAGAAAUGCAUGGACUAGAAAUGAUUUUAUCAGUAGACAUUUGCAUCAACGACGAUUUUAUCCAUUAAGAGUCAAAGAACAAUUCGUAGUUUAUGAUUCAAACAUUGCUUUGGAUAAUCCAUGGAGUACCGCAGAUGUUACCCGAACUGCUGGUGGUCCUAAAUAUCGAAUUGGUGGUAAAUAUAGAAAAGUACCUCCUCGAUCUAGUGUGUAA